This is a messenger RNA of Malaclemys terrapin pileata, 1097 nucleotides long. RefSeq names its product butyrophilin subfamily 1 member A1-like. Gene Ontology annotation, molecular function: protein binding. NCBI's taxonomy places the organism in Eukaryota, Metazoa, Chordata, Testudines, Emydidae. The transcript is spliced from 9 exons. Bases 137 to 913 code for a protein of 258 amino acids. The record is from RefSeq and is a predicted model, not a curated record.
AGGCCUUGAUCAUGGCAUUUGUUCCACACAGCACCAGGGUCGACCUAGAAGGAUGUGGGAUUGGGGCCAUAAUCUGUGAGUAUCCUUAAGUGUUUUCAUCAGGAUUGACACACUGAACUCUGUAGGGUUUUAGGUAAUGAGUAAUUGCUAUUUGCAUCUCCAUCGGUAUUUUCAUAUAUUAUCUCUGACUUUUAUUUUAGGAAAAAGAAGGCGAGAUCCUGAAGAAGGGCGACUCAUCAGUCCAGAAGAAGAAAGACUCCAGAGAGAAAACGAUGAACUCCAAGGAGAACUGAGAAGACUCCAGAGAGAAAACGGAAGACUCCAGAGAGAAAACGAUGAACUCCAAGGAGAACUGAAUUGGAGAAGGACUCGAACUUAUGCAGAUGACAUCACUCUUAAUCCAGGCACAGCCCACCCCAACCUCUCCAUUGCUGGGGAUCAUAAGAGUUUGAAACAUGAAGCCCAACCUCAAAAGGUUCCAGCAAGUCCAGAGAGGUUCGAUGCAACCGUCUGUGUGCUGGGCUCUGAAGGAUUCUCCUCUGGAAAGCACUACUGGGAGAUGGAUGUUGAGAGCAGCACUGACUGGGACCUGGGAGUGGCCAGAAAAUCCAUACAGAGAAAAGGAAAACUUUCCUUGUCCCCUAUAGAGGGAUUCUGGGCUCUGGGUUUCAGUGGGAGAGAUUACUGGGCAAAAACAGAUCCAUGGACCCGCAUCAUGGUGCAGAAAAAGCCCAAGAAAAUUGGAGUUUACCUUAGUUACCAAGAAAUGCAGGUGACCUUUUUGAAUGUAACUGAUAUGUCUGUGUUGUUCACAUUUAAUGAUUGUUCAUUCUCAGGCGCUGUUUAUCCAUUCUUUAAAAAUUCCCACAAAGAAACAUCAAUGAGAAUUUGUUCUAUAAGAGAAGAUGAAUGAGCUUAAAGUGGCACUGCCACUCCUUUAUCCCUAUGUAUCAUAGAAAUCAAGUUUCUCAGCAAUGAAUUUGAAUUACAUUUUACCUCUAUAUUAUUGUGAUGCCAUCUCUAGAGCGGCACUGUAACUCAUUUUAUGGCUAUGAACCUAUGACAUCAAGUUUCUCUCCAAUAAAAUGUGAACUGUA